Molecule: messenger RNA, 5136 nt
Organism: Lolium rigidum
Lineage: Eukaryota; Viridiplantae; Streptophyta; Magnoliopsida; Poales; Poaceae
Product: putative 1-phosphatidylinositol-3-phosphate 5-kinase FAB1C
Exons: 11
Coding region: 1-4800 (1599 amino acids)
Biological process (GO): phosphatidylinositol phosphate biosynthetic process
Cellular component (GO): endosome membrane
Molecular function (GO): 1-phosphatidylinositol-3-phosphate 5-kinase activity; ATP binding
Source: RefSeq, a predicted model, not a curated record
AUGGGCGCGGUGGAGAAGGCCAGAUCCCUCGUCGCCGACCACCCGCAGCGCCACAUGCAGAAGGGCGGCGACGCCCUCGCGCGCAUAGAGACGCGGCGGCGGCGGCAGCAGGAGGUGGGGCGAGGCGGGGGCGCGCCGGGGCGGCCGAGCAGCCCGGCGUCGCCCGUCGAGCCGCCCACGACGCCGCUGCGGCCGCCCGAGGCGAGAUCCAGGAGCAAAGACGACGCCGCUCCGCGCUCUCCUCCUCCUCCACGCUGCGAUAUUAGGCAAGCGGAUGACGAGGACGCUCAUGAAUCCAGGGCCCAGUUUUUAGCCCCAGGGACUUCAAUCUUACAUGACUUUUCAGAUACAGACUCUAGUGUUAGUGUUAGCAACUCAAUGUACAGAUCGGUGACCCCAAGCCCCACCGAGAGUCCUACUUGUGCGCUGAGGCAGAAUGAUGCUUCCGAUCAUGGUGCUAUAGCAACGGCUGACUCGGAUGAUGCUCGGGAUCUAGUCGAUGCUAGCAUCGCCGAGAACAGCCAAGAGAGCCAUGGACCAUCUUGUAUCUUUGAUUUUGGUGAUGAUAUUUGGUGCCCGCCACCACCUGAAGAUGAGAUUGAUGAUGUCGAAUCAAGGUUAUUUGGAUUUGAUGACGAGGAGGACGACGUUGGUGACAAGAGCAAUACUUUUGCACCUAGUUGCUUCAGUUGCAAUAAAGUGGCGGGUGUUGAUGGUGUCAUCGAGGGAUCCUAUCAGGAGAGUGUCCAGAAUGAUUUAUUCAGGCAUUUUCAAGCUCUAGUUUCACAGUUACUGGAGGGGGAAGGUGUUUCGUUGGCUAGUGACAAGGAUUCAGAUAGUUGGCUUGAGAUUGUGGCCUCGUUGGCAUGGCAAGCUGCUUACUUUGUGAAACCUGACACCAAGACAGGCGGCAGCAUGGAUCCUAGUGAUUAUGUGAAGAUCAAGUGCAUAGCAUCAGGGAAUCCAACAGAUAGCAAUUUUGUAAGAGGAAUUGUUUGCUCCAAGAAUGUAAAACACAAGCGCAUGGUCUCCGAGCACAGGAAUGCUAAGUUGCUCAUUUUAGGAGGUGCGCUUGAGUACCAGAAAGCUUCUGAUAAAUUAGAAUCAAUUGGAACUAUACUUGAACAGGAAAAGGAAUUUUUACGAAGUAUUGUUGAAAAGGUUGAGUCUAGGAGACCUAAUGUGCUGAUAGUUGAGAAAAGCGUCUCAUCUUACGCCCAGGAGCUCUUAGCGAAAGAUGUCUCGUUAGUCCUGAAUGUGAAGAGGCCACUUUUGGAGAGAAUAUCAAGAUGCACAGGUGGUCAGAUUGCCUCCUCGAUUGACAAUAUCGCUUCAGCAAGGCUAGGGCAGUGUGACAUGUUCAAGGUGGAAAAGGUUCUGGAAUCACCACGGUCAGAACAUCCAGAGAAGAGACCAUCAACAAAGACACUGAUGUUCUUUGAAGGCUGUUUGAAGCGCCUGGGAUGCACGAUUCUGCUGAGGGGAACUUCUCUGGAAGAAUUGAAGAAGAUUAAACGUGCAAUGCAACUGGCAGUAUUUGCUGCUUAUCAUCUGUCCCUUGAGACAUCAUUCCUUGCUGAUGAAGGGGCAACCGUUCCACGAGUUCUUUCAAUGUCUGCUAUAGGUGCACGAGAAGCAUUAACCAGUACAGAUCACAUUUCUGCUAUAUCUGAUGAUCAUGAUACUGCUGAUAAUCUUAGAGCUGCAGUAGAAAACUAUUCACACAAUGCAACCAUCACCCAGAUAUUUGAUGGAAUUUCUAUAUCACCACCUUUAUCACAGUUGGAUGGGAAUAGCCUGGGAAGUGUACCUGAAUAUAUGGAACCGGAAUCUCCUGUUAAUCGUGUCAAUUCUUCAGUCGCAGGUGAUGUCUGCCAAAAAGCUGUCUUGGACAAGAUAUCCAUGGAGUUAUGUUAUUUGGAAAACACUGGGAACAAUCUAUCACUUGAUAACAUUCGAGCAGGAGACCUGGAUGAACAGAACAAGCUUUCAUGUAGCUACUUACCUGCUACUGACAAUCAUCAGAGCAUCUUAGUUUCCCUCUCAAACAUCUGCAUCCCCAAACACUUAGCAUGUGAGCGUUCUCGCCUCUUACGCAUCAAGUUUUAUGGCAGUUUUGAUAAGCCACUUGGGAGAUACCUUCGCGAGAACUUAUUUGACCAGGCAUAUUGCUGCCCAUCGUGUAAGGAGCCUUCAGAAUCACAUGCAAGAUGCUACAUGCACCAGAAUGGAAGCCUAACAAUAAGUGUUAGGCGUCUCUUGUCCCAAAAGUUGCCAGGUGAACAUGAUGGGAGGAUAUGGAUGUGGCACAGAUGUAUGAAAUGCAAGUUUAAAGAUGGAAUGCCACCUUCAACACAUAGAGUGACCAUGUCUGAUGCUGCCUGGGGUCUAUCAUUUGGGAAGUUUCUAGAGCUCAGCUUUUCGAAUCAUGCAACUGCCAACCGAAUUGCGAGCUGUGGGCAUUCUUUACAAAGGGACUGCCUUCGUUUCUAUGGGUAUGGAAAUAUGGUAGCAGCCUUCCAUUAUAGUCUCAUGGCUACUGUAUCUGUUAACCUCCCACCCUCAGUGCUGAAUUUUGAUUGCCACGGUAUGCAAGACUGGGUGAAAGGAGAGGCAGUCAUGGCAUUUGAUGAAAUGGAAUCCUUACACACGGAGAUAUAUGGUUUCCUUAAUAAUAUUGAAAAGAGUUCUGUCUCCUUGGAUGAACCAGGAAAAGCAGGUAUACAGAGUCAGAUUAUAGAGAUGAGGGAUUUGCUUAACAGGGAAAGAAACGAAUAUGAGGGUUUGCUUCUACCAGUUAUGGAGGGGAGUGGUCAUUCCACGAAAUCAACUUUUGAUACUCUGGAGCUCAACCGUGUGAGACGUGGUCUCCUCCUAGAUGCAUACAUUUGGGACUGCAGGUUGUGCAACAUAGAUUCGCUUAAAUCAAAUGUCAAUAUUUCCAGAACUGAAACUUCCAAUCCAGAAAAUCCCCAAGCUACCCAUGUAGAAGAUAAAUCUGAAUUGCUGCAGACUGUUUCACAGCAUGGAGAAACACAUGACGAACCUGCCACAGGUCCAUGGUGGUCCUCAGUAGGACGAAGAAAAUCUCUACUAUCUAGAGAGGGCCACUCGAUAGAUGAUGGGACUAUCUUGGUUGACACGGAUUUACCGAUUGGGCUGGAGGAUGGUUUGGUGAGUGGUGCAGGAGAUCUUGACGUGGUCUUUAGCAAAUUCGAUGUAUGUGAGAAUGGACAGUGUCUAUCCAUGGAUUCUAUCAAGGUACCGGUUGAGAGGUUACCCUCACUUGCAUCUAUUUUGUCUGACAAAAUAGAUAUGGCAUGGAGCGGAUCUAGUGAAUUACACUGCAGCAUCGCACAAGAUUUGACCACUGGUGGAAAUGGAUCUCAUAGUUUGGUGAACAAUCCAAGUUACAAGAAGGCAAUCUCACCAGCUCGAGUCCAUUCAUUUGAUUCUAUAUUCAGAUUGCAUGAGCAGGAACAAACUGGAUUAUUGCCUGCUUCAUUACAUCUGUCCUUGAAAAUGAAAUCAGUCCAAUCCUUUAGAGAUUUCACAAGCCUUGUAAAGGAUCCGAUGACAAACAUGCGUAGGGCUUUUUCUCAAUUAUCUCCCAGAUCAAGAGGAAACUUAAAUGUUAUUCUUACUCGUGCACCUACAUAUCUCAAGUCUGCUUCCCAUAUGGUGAGUGAUGGGGCAAGAUUGCUGCUGCCUCAUAUUGGCUCUGAAGGUGCCCUUGUUGUUGCUGUCUACGAUGAUGAGCCAACAAGUAUUGUAGCAUAUGCCAUGACAUCACAAGAAUAUGUUGAGCAAGUUAUGGAUAAACUGGAUACAAAAUGUAGCUUUCAACAUAUGUCAAAUUAUGCUGCAUUCAGCAAUAAUGGGCUUGAGAAAUCUUUGCCGUCACGAGAAGCCCCUUCAGAUUUCAAAGGAACCCACUUCAAGUUUUCGUUUGACGAUGAGGCAUUUUCUGCUGAUAAUACAAAGUUUUCAGUAACCUGUUAUUUUGCAAGGCACUUUGCCUUACUUAGAAAGAAAUGCUGUCCAAGUGAUAUUGAUUACAUACGUUCACUAAGUCGCGGUAAGAGAUGGAGUGCUGAUGGUGGAAAAAGCAAUGUUUACUUUGCAAAGACAAUGGACGAUAGAUUCAUAAUUAAACAAGUCACCAAGACAGAGCUAGACUCGUUUGUUGAGUUUGCUCCUCACUACUUCCGGCACUUGACACAAUCAUUGGCUUCUGGAAGCCCAACUUGCCUGGCCAAAAUAUUAGGACUUUAUCAGGUUAGCAUCAAGGGCACAAAAGGAGGGCGGGAGGUAAAAAUGGACCUAAUGGUUAUGGAGAACAUUUUCUUCCAGAGAACAAUAUCGAGGGUCUAUGAUCUGAAAGGUUCAGUGCGUUCACGGUAUAAUUCAGAUAAAUCUAGCCACAACAAAGUACUAUUGGAUUCUAAUCUCAUAGAGGAACAACAUACAAAACCCAUAUUUGUUGGGAGUAAGGCUAAGCAAAGGUUGGAGAGAGCUGUUUGGAAUGAUACAUCAGUUCUUGCGUCCUUGGAUGUCAUGGACUACUCGCUUCUGGUUGGCAUUGACGAGGAGAAAAAUGAGCUUGUGGUCGGCAUCAUCGACUUCCUGCGACAGUACACCUGGGACAAGCAGCUGGAGACCUGGGUGAAGGCAUCGGGCAUCCUUGGCGGUCCCAAGAACGAGAUGCCAACUGUUAUUUCGCCUGUCCAGUACAAGAAGAGGUUCAGAAAAGCGAUGUCGAGGUACUUCGUUGCCGUCCCCGACCAGUGGUCCUCUUAAAGAGUGUUCCUUAAUCAGUCACCGUGUCAGCAAAAACAGCAUCGUUCAUCCUCCCUGGCAAUUUUUUUCACCUAGACGGGGGGGAAUCGAAGCGGAUAGCCAUUCUUUGGUUUGAUUCUUUUUUUGUUUACUAGAUGGCAAUACUGUUGCAGCUUACUUAGCUUUAGGGGAUUCUUAUUGGUUGGUCCAUGUAAAUCGCGGUGAUCGACGCGGAGUAUUUAACGCGUAGAUGCACCUUCUUUUGAUGUAACCCCGGCUUCUAUACCAACAGUUGUAAGAGAAAAUUGACAUAUUUAACAUGUAAAAGCUCAUUUUAGCAGUUAGGAUUUUUUUUAA